Messenger RNA from Zophobas morio, 2417 nucleotides. RefSeq names its product hemicentin-1 (gene tei). The transcript is spliced from 9 exons. Gene Ontology annotation, biological process: cell-cell adhesion. Gene Ontology annotation, cellular component: cell-cell junction; plasma membrane. The coding region runs from base 252 to 2156 and encodes 634 amino acids. Gene Ontology annotation, molecular function: cell adhesion molecule binding. NCBI's taxonomy places the organism in Eukaryota, Metazoa, Arthropoda, Insecta, Coleoptera, Tenebrionidae. The record is from RefSeq and is a predicted model, not a curated record.
UCGCGUAGGAACGACGUCUCGCGUCGCAUCGUUACAGGCAGCGUCGUCGGCGUCGAUUGCACCAGUUCAAUGAAUGCCACGGUGAUGUGUUGACAAUGCCAUUGUGAGUGUUUGGUUAGGUUCUGUUGUCGACGGUGAAAGGGUGGAUUGAGAGCCUUUUUUGUUUCGUUCUUGCUGCACGCAUUAUACUCAGGUCGCGAUGUAAUUUGGUGGAGUUAUUACUGUGCCGUUGGGAUGCUGUGCUGUUGUGGAUGUGCAUUCGAAUAACUACCGCGACAAACAGACAUGGUACUUCUGACGACAUGAGAUCUCAUCUGUUAGGGACACUGCCAUGGAUAAAGCUUAUGUUGUUGGUUCUUGUUUCUUCCGCAGUAGGCCAUGCGGAAACAAAAUCUCACACACGCCAUCCACACACCGGAAGUGCACAUCAUCGUUCAAUCCGAGCUGACAGUCGUACGAAUCUGAGCUACGAAUACGGCCCCAACUCUCCAAAACCGGAGUUCACGCAGAUGUACUCCAAGCAAAACGACAAGUUGAUGCUGGAGUGUGCAGUCAAUAUAAACUUUAGCACCAGUAUCUGGCUAAAGGAUGGACAGAUUGUGCAGACCAUCCUCAAAGACAACACUAAUAACAAACGUGUUAUCGGGCAUAGGUUCCUAGUGGACGCUAGUGGGAAUUUGUUUAUAGACAAUGUUAGGUUGGAAGACGACGGAAAGUGGCAGUGUGAAGCCGAAGAUGCCUUCGGAUUUGUUGUCACAGGAAGACCUGUUCAGCUCACUAUUUUAGAUGCACCAAAGAAAGCCUAUCUUAUGAUCGACAACCGAAUUCUAGACCCCGGCAAUCCGUUCAUCCCUGUUAAAGAGAACGCCGAUUUGACUGUGGCCUGCGUGGUGGACGAAGGCAACCCAAAACCGUCGCUGUCCUGGGAACUGAACUUAGGUUCGCUGGCUUUAUUGGAUGCCCCAGAGGUGCCUCUUGACGUUCUCAACAUUACCGAAACAAUUCGGGAUCAAAAAGUUGGUGCGCGAAACGAUGCGAGACUGGCAAGGGUGCAAAGAGCUCACCAUAAUGCCACUUUGACCUGUUACGUACACCACAUCGCGCUUGAACAGCCACUCAACGCUUCAGUUCUCUUGAAUGUCCAAUACACCCCCUCGUUCGCGAUAUCCCGCGAACCGGGUUUCGGUUUUCCCAUCCGAGAGGGAAUGCCUGUAUCUUUGAAAUGUGAUGUCGACGCCAACCCCAAAGCAUUGCCCAUCUGGCAGAAAGACGACUCCAGUCCUCCCGUUCAGCAAACACCGGACGGCUUCUUGAACUUUACGGAAAUUCGCAGGGAGCACAGCGGCUGGUAUAAAUGCAUAGCUCGUCAUAGGCUGGGAAAGUUUUCCAGCAUAGGAUACUUUUUAAACGUGAGGUAUGACAUGGAGGUCACUCAAGAACCCGAUUUUGACAUUGGAGAAUUAAGCUCCACAGGACGACAAGUAGAGGUGGCACUAGGAGGAGCGGUUCAACUCGCUUGUCCCCCAGGCACAUCUGGCUGUUGGACACGCGUAGAAGCAGGCACUGGUCGGCUAGAGCCCAUGGGAGCAUCGCAGGAAUUAAGGCUGGAUAAGGUCCUUUACCAAGAAGCCGGCGAAUACAGAUGUGUAUCCCACAGUAGAGAUCUCACACGAAGGUUGGAUUCCCUUAGAAACGCUUUAUCCGUUCAACUAAUUGUUACAGGUCGGCCUAUGGUAACUCCAAGCAACAAAACCAUCACGGCGGUUUACGGCCAGCCGUUGACUCUGACAAUGGAAUUUUGUGCCAAUCCUCCUUACAACAAGGUCUUCUGGAUAGCGAAAAAUAAAGUUUACAUUCCCGGAGACGCUGACAAAACUGUGAUUGCUUAUGGGAUUACUAACUCCAGCGACCCAAAUUGUCAUCAGGCAGCCCUGUUUUUGACUAAAGUGACUUCUUCAGAAAUAGGAGAAUAUAUGUUCAUGGUGCGGUCGCCUAAUGGUUUGGCAGAAGGAAGUUUUCACGUGAACAUGACUUACGCCAGUGGUUACAAUGUUCAAGAUGUAAAAUCGGCUUGCGUCACACACUGUCAUUUUGCAGCAAUUUAUGUAAAUGUGAUUAUUUUGUUAUUAAUGAAUUGUUAUUCCCGACUGAAUUAGAUAUUAUCAGAUUACACCACAGUAUAUUGUAAUGUAUACUUAACUUACACAAAAUUAUUUAAAGAAAAUAUUGUGGAAUAAUUAUUUCUUAUAACUAGAGCAAUAUUUUCAAUUAAAUAAUUUUUAUAAGAGUAAUUUUUAAAUGUAUAGUUUUCUAUUGUUUGCCACCAAGACGUGUAUAAAUUUGUUAAUAGACGGCGCUUAAAUGUAAAAAUUAUCUGUAAGAAACUAUGACAUGAUAAUAAAAUAUUCGUCCAACCA